Messenger RNA from Gambusia affinis (western mosquitofish), 930 nucleotides. RefSeq lists its product as uncharacterized. Bases 48 to 716 code for a protein of 222 amino acids. Lineage: Eukaryota; Metazoa; Chordata; Actinopteri; Cyprinodontiformes; Poeciliidae. The record is from RefSeq and is a predicted model, not a curated record. The transcript has 2 exons.
AUUCCUCUCGUCUACCAAGACGGAGUCCAUUUUCAUGUGUGCUGGACAUGGUUGUUCAACUGAAACGUCAAGAACAUGAGGAUGAUAUUAGAGAAAUCCUGCAGGAACUCGUCAAAGAGUUGAAGAGAGACGCUUCCAAAAAGACGUUGUAUUCCACCACAAUCUGCAUCUCUGCUGGCAACACCACAGAUUCAGAGAGACACUAUGGAGUCUCCAUGUCCACCACUGGUCGUCCUGCAGGCCAAAUCCUGGUCGCUGCAUCCUGCCUUAACUUCUGGGAGGAGCAUGUAGCCGAUGCAGUGAUGAGCUACUAUCCUAAAAAAAGUAGGAAGACAUACUUUGAUGUAACCAUCCAACUUCCUGCAGAUGUCAGAUGUGAAGCCUUUAACCUUGGAAGCAGAGAUGCAAUAAGUCCCUGCCUUUCUUGUAAAAAUAUGUUUGGCUUGGAUACGACUGAAACACAGCCGUGGGCUUGUGGCAACUGCGCCGAAGUUGAAAGUUUGAGCAACUUGCUCAAACUAGAGAAAGAAGUUAGAGAGCGAGUCCAAAGAAAUGGAAACUGGACAGAAGAAAACAAGACACGGGCUAAACGUGCUGUUAUGAAUCAUCUUAGAAAUAAACUGAAGGAGGUUCCCUUUGAAUGGGACAAGCAGUUCUACACUGCACAAAGAGCAAUAGCUGAAUAUGAUGGCGAGGAAGAACCUCUGCCAGAAUAGACUUUUUUUUUAAAGAUGAAGAGCAGAUAUUAACAAUAACUCAACUGUAAAGUCACAAACAUCUGAGAAUUGUCAACAGUUGGGAAUGGGAAAUCAUUUUUAAUCUUUUCUGCAAAAUGCAAAGCUUGACAUUUUUUUGUGAAAAAAUAUUGAGGUUAAAAAUUUAAUUUAUUGGGAGGGCGCUAGUGCACAGCUGUAACAUGUAGACGUGUUG